Molecule: messenger RNA, 2967 nt
Organism: Ruditapes philippinarum (Manila clam)
Lineage: Eukaryota; Metazoa; Mollusca; Bivalvia; Venerida; Veneridae
Product: sorting nexin-19-like
Exons: 11
Coding region: 45-2435 (796 amino acids)
Cellular component (GO): intracellular membrane-bounded organelle
Molecular function (GO): phosphatidylinositol binding
Source: RefSeq, a predicted model, not a curated record
AAAGUGCUGAAGCAGAGCAUGCUUAUCAGAAAUCAAUAAUUGAAAUGUUGUUGGUUCAUUUGUUGAGAGAAGAUAUGCAUGAUUCCAAAGCACUUUUUUGUGCCUUGAAAGAGAUAUUAACUUGCAAUGUGCUUCAAAAGGUGAUGGAUCUUUUAAGUGAUACAACAUUCCUUCAUGAAAGAAUAAUAAAAAUUACUUCAGACGAGGAGAUUUGUGCAAGCAUAGAAAGUAUUCCUUUAAUUACUGUUUCAGAAAGUGAAACCAAGAAAGUGCAAUCAAUUUUAAGUCAAAGAAUAGUCUCAAAUUCUAUUGCUGAGUCUGAACACAUCCCUGAUGUUAUAUCAGAUAAGCAAGACGAUGGAACAAGUGAUAAAGUUAAAGAUGAUUCUUUUAGUGUAAAAUGGAAGGAGGACAUUGAGCUUCAUUCGGUUUCAGAGGGAUUGUGCAAUGAAUGUAACAGACUUUGUUCAGCUGACAAAGACCGUAUCCCACCAAGACCACAUUCAUGCUCUCUUGGUAGAACUCCAGUUUUCUUUGACAUUAGUGAGGACCCAGAACGUCUUUCCUUACAGUCUUUCAAUUCUGUAUCCAGUACUUCAUCAAAGGAUAGUGCUACUUUUGCCUCCAGUGAAAAACAUGAAAGUGAUGUGGACAUGCAACAGUCUAUCCCUAAUGAAUUGCAUGAACCAUCUUUGAUUCAGAAAGAUGAAAAUUCUGCUUUGAAACCAGAAAAUUCUAGUUCUCUCAAAGGUUCUAACCUUAGCAAAAAAGACAGUACAUCAUCUUCAGAACUACCUGUUAAUGACAAUGUCCUAGAAUCUCCCAGUGGCUUAGACAAUAAAUCAUCAUCUAACAUAUUCCCAUCAUUAAAAAUUCCCCUUUUUCCAUCUUUCCCGUUUAAGAGGCCAAGUUUUAAAAGUUUGUCUCCUACUCUAGAAUCAGCAGUAUCAUCAGAUAUGAAAAAUAAGAGUAAAAAUGACAUUAAAAGAUCUCAUUCACAAGGUGAUUUAACCCCAGUGUCAGAUGACAUGCAAUGGCCAGUACAAAGGCCAUCUGUAUUUCAGGACGUCAGAAUAACAUCUACAGAAAAGGCGAAGGAGGUUGGCAGCUUUGGUGAAUACACAUUGUACAAUGUUGAGUAUGAGGCCCUGUACCAGUCUGAUGUUGGAGAAUUGGUAUAUAAGUCUGGUACUGUAAAGAGAAGAUUCAAAGAGUUUAUAAAUCUACAGUCAAGGCUUGAAGAUAAUCCAGUCUAUAAGAAAAGCAUGAAAGAUGUGAAGGGACCGAAGAAAAUUCUCCCGUCUUUGCCAUUUGGAAACAUGGGGAAGGAUACUGUAGAUAGCCGCAAAGAAUUGUUAGAAACUUUCUUGACUUCACUGGUUGGAAAAGAAGAUAUAUGUAAUGGAGAGGAAUUAAAACAGUUUCUUGGCUACUGCGGGGAUGGCCAUAUAGCAUUUGUUAGAAAAGUUCCUGAGAAUACCGGACCUAGAAUAGAUCAGCGUUUAGUGAAGACAAUGUCUGGAGUGUUUGACAAGAUAGUCGAAGGCCUGCCAAGUCUACCUCAACAGUUACCAAGGAUUAUCCCCCCUAUAAAUCAGCGUGAUGAGAAGGAUGAUACCCCAGGUGACAAGCCUACAGAGGACACUGAUGAUAUAGAUCUGGAUUAUGAAGAAGAUAUUAACAAGAUGUCCACACAUAAGGUUGAAAAUGUGUUUGAGAAAUUUAUUGAACAAGAAUCAAAUACUCUACAAGAUGAAACAGGUGGCUUGGAUACAACCCUAGGAACCAGUGUGAUUACAUGGCAAGAUGAGCAGGGAAACAACUCGAGUCACAUGACCCACUCUCCACAUAAAAUAGAUGCUACUAGUCAUGUUGCACAUUCAGCUAAAAAUACCCCUCACUCUAGUGCUUUAAGUCACUUGAAUGAGUUAGAGACACCCCUCAGUGAUGCAGUAUUAGGUAUUCUCACAGAAGUUCUACAGCGACAAGACCACUGGAUGUGUAGAGAAAAUGUGAAACAGGCAGCUAGUGUUCUUAUAGGGAAAGGUUUAAACAGGUUUUUGGAAGAAAAAGUAGAUUUUUUAACUUCUACGGAGAUGAACAUUUUCUACCUCAAGACACUUAGUGAGACUAUUUGGCCAAAUGGAAAACUGUCUACAGAGGAAAGUAGACAUUAUACAGAUCUACAGAAAGAACAGCUUAAACAACAAGCCACCAGGUGUCUGGCUGAAUUUUUACCAGGUAUACUUCAAAUAUUUGUUGGACAUGAAGAAUUUGACGAGGCUUUGAAAGAUGUCAUAGAGUCAUUAAAGUAUGAGAAACUUAACAGGCAUUUUUGGUACACAGUAUUUGAUGUGAUUUUAGAAGAACUAUUUCCGGAGGUGAAUACACAAGGGUUUCAGAGGAAAUUGAGUGCAGCUGUUCAGUUCCAAUAGGAUUUGCAUCUUGUAUGCAGGGCAUGAAAUGUUCAGUGCAGUUUCUGUAGGAUCUACAUAUGGUAUGCAGGGCAUGACAUUUUCAUUACAGUUCCAGUAGGAUUUUGUAUGCAGGGCACGAAAUGUUCAGUGCAGUUUGUGUAGAAUCUACAUGUACAUCUUGUAUACAAGGCUUCAACUGUUCAGUUUUAAAAAUAAUUGAUAAUAAUUAUGUCUUUGUGUUAAAAGUUUUAGAGAGAUUUUUAUUUUAAAACUUGUUUAUUAUCCUCAAAUUUGAUAUUUGAAAGUAUUGUUAAUUGCUUUACAAACUCUUUUAAAUGUAAAAUAAAUAUCUUUUGAGUACACACAUAGAUGAUAUGUUACAUUUUAAACCCUACACACUUUAGGUAAAAGCAGUAUGAAUGCAAAGUGUUAUUUCAAAACUGGUAGUUCUUUUGGAAGAAGAGCAGGAAUUAACCACUAUUAGAGACACAUAAUAAUUUAAAAUUAUCAUAAUUUACAUAAAUGGACAUUCUUAAAAAAUUUGAUUCUU